GUAACGAAAUAUCGGCACUUUCCAAAUUUGCCCCCCGCGUCUCUCCACUCGCUCGCUCACUCGCCCAGCCGCACUGCCUGCGCUCACUCUCUCCCACUCGCCCAGCCGCACUAGCCGGCCUCGCCGUCGCUUGCCGGCCUCCCCCCUCUCCCCGUAGCUCGUCGGCCUCCUCGUCGCUCACCGGCCUCCCCGUCUCCCCAUAGCUCACCAGCCUCUCCCUCUUCCACCGCCACUUCUCCACCACCCCGCCUCCACUCACAUCCCGGAGGUAAAAAAAGUCCAAUCUUUUGCGCCGGCGACGAGCCUCUACUCCACGGAGGCGUGGAUAUGGAUGUGCUAGCGCUGGAUCUGGGCGACGGAGGCGUGGAUGUGGAGCGGCACCCGAGCGGCCGAUCUGGAGCGGUGCCGGAGCGGCGGAUCUGGAGCAACGUCGUCGUCCUGACGGUGCCCUGCCCCGCCACGCCACGUCGUCGUCGUCGCGGAGUAGCUGCUUCCUCCUGCAUUGCUGCUGUUGCAGGAGAAGGAGCACGCCCAGGAGAAGAAGGAUCAGGAGAAGGCCCUGAGGACCUGGGAUCGCUGUUGCUGGAUCUGGAUCUGGGACCUGGGACCGCUGCUGCUGCGUGCUCCUUCUGGGAGACGAGGAUCCUCCUUGGCGCCCCUGGAUCGCUGUUGCUGAAGACGCCCCUGGAGGGGACCUGGGCCUGGGAGCGUGGAGGAGAAGCAGGGGCGGGCGGGCGGGUGAUGGCCUGGCGGAGAAUUUCAAAUCCUCGGAUGGAGGAAGAAGACGAUGGGGAUACCGAUUCAUACUAGGGGCAGCGAUGUAAAUUCCACUGUUUUCACCUGGUCGGAACCAAUCCUCCAGCGGCCUACAUUUCGGAACGGAGGGAGUACUUGCCAACAAUUAUGUAUAAUAAAUCAUGUCAUUGUAUCUAGAAAAAGAUAUAUUGUGUUUUC
Molecule: messenger RNA, 954 nt
Organism: Triticum aestivum (bread wheat)
Lineage: Eukaryota; Viridiplantae; Streptophyta; Magnoliopsida; Poales; Poaceae
Exons: 2
Coding region: 328-810 (160 amino acids)
Source: RefSeq, a predicted model, not a curated record